Molecule: messenger RNA, 531 nt
Organism: Prunus mume (Japanese apricot)
Lineage: Eukaryota; Viridiplantae; Streptophyta; Magnoliopsida; Rosales; Rosaceae
Source: RefSeq, a predicted model, not a curated record
AUGGGUAGGGUAGACCCCGAAACCGGGGAGGCCUUACCUCCUGGCCAGAGGUGCAAACUGUGGCUGCGAGGUCCAACAGUCAUGAAAGGUUAUGUAGGAUAUGACAAGGCAACUGCUGAGACCUUGGACUCAGACGGGUUAAAGGAAUUGAUCAAGUACAAGGCCUAUCAGGUACCCCCAGCUGAUUUGGAACCUAUACUUCAAUCCCAUCCCGACAUUGCCGAUGCCGCUGUGAUUCCAUAUGUAUCUAGUACUAUGACAUUCUUUGCUUGUGAAAAGCUAGUUUCUUUCCAUGCUCUAUGGUAUCCUGAUGAAGAAGCAGGGCAGAUUCCCAUGGCCUAUGUAGUUAGAAAGCCUAGAAGCAAUAUCAAAGAGGCUGCAGUUACGGGUUUUGUUGCAAAACAAGUUGCACCCUACAAGAAGAUUCGACAUGUAUCGUUUAUCAACUCGAUUCCGAAAUCUCCUGCAGGAAAGAUCUUGUGGAGGGAGCUCGUUAGCCAUGCUCUAUCUAGCCGUUCAUCUAAAUUAUGA